Molecule: messenger RNA, 1003 nt
Organism: Mesitornis unicolor (brown roatelo)
Lineage: Eukaryota; Metazoa; Chordata; Aves; Mesitornithiformes; Mesitornithidae
Product: transcription factor E2F2-like
Exons: 4
Biological process (GO): regulation of transcription by RNA polymerase II
Cellular component (GO): RNA polymerase II transcription regulator complex
Molecular function (GO): protein dimerization activity; RNA polymerase II cis-regulatory region sequence-specific DNA binding; DNA-binding transcription factor activity, RNA polymerase II-specific
Source: RefSeq, a predicted model, not a curated record
GAGAGGAUGGGGGUUGUCUCGUCUCCCCGCAGCCCCCAAAUCCCCCGGGGAGAAGACGCGCUACGACACCUCCCUGGGGCUCCUCACCAAAAAGUUCAUCCGCCUGCUGAGCGAGUCCCCCGACGGCGUCGUGGACCUCAACCGCGCGGCCGAGGCGCUGGAGGGGCAGAAGCGGCGCAUCUACGACAUCACCAACGUGCUGGAGGGCAUCCAGCUGAUCCGAAAAAAGUCCAAGAACAACAUCCAGUGGAUGGGGACGGGGAUUUUUGAGGACACGGCGGUGACGGCGAAGCAGCAGGCGCUGCGGGGGGAACUGGUGGAGCUGGGCAGGACGGAGAGGACGCUGGACCAGCUCCUGCACGACUGCGCCGUGGCUCUGCGGCGGCUGACUGAGGACGGAGCCAACCAGAGGCUGGCGUACGUCACCUACCAGGACCUCCGGGCCAUCAGCAGCUUCCAGGAGCAGACGGUGAUCGCUGUGAAGGCUCCCCCAGAGACGCUGCUGGAGGUGCCGGAUUUCGGCAAGGACAACCUCCAGCUCCACCUGAAGAGCACCGUGGGCCCCAUCGAGGUGUACCUCUGCCCGGAGGAGAUAGCAGAGGAGACUCCCACCAAGGACCACAGCAUCCCACCCACUGCCACCCCCUCGCAGGACCACGUCACACCCCAUUCUCCCCUGAACACCCCUGAGCUGACCCCACAGCCGCCCCACGCCAUCACCCACAGCUGGGUGGGCACAGGGACCCCCUCCUCACCCCCUCUUGCUGUCCCGGGGGGCCCCAGCUCGCUGCUGGAGGUGGAAGCCGGGCUCCUGGGCUCACCCCCCCCCCUCCUGCAGCAGACGGAGGACCAGCUGCCCUGUGCCCCCCUGCACCCGGACUCAGGUCCCUUCGUCACCUUCUCGCCCCCUCUGGAACCGGACGAUUACCUCUGGGGGCUGGAGGGGGAGGGCGUCAGCGACCUCUUUGAGGCGUACGACCUGGGGGACCUUCUGAACCACUGA